Messenger RNA from Hippopotamus amphibius kiboko, 1263 nucleotides. It is a transcript of the gene EIF1AD, whose product is annotated as eukaryotic translation initiation factor 1A domain containing. Bases 590 to 1090 code for a protein of 166 amino acids. Gene Ontology annotation, cellular component: nucleus. The record is from RefSeq and is a predicted model, not a curated record. Gene Ontology annotation, molecular function: RNA binding; translation initiation factor activity. NCBI's taxonomy places the organism in Eukaryota, Metazoa, Chordata, Mammalia, Artiodactyla, Hippopotamidae. Gene Ontology annotation, biological process: translational initiation. The transcript is spliced from 6 exons.
CCGGUUGUUUCGCGGGAAGCCGGACUGCCUGCUGGGGUCUCACUUCUCAGGAAGCAUUUCCGGCAUCAGGGAGCAGAGGCUUGUAAGAAGAAAACUUUUUUUCUCUGCUGCACGGCAGCCGGAACUUAAGGAUAAGUCCUUGGCCUUGGCCAACCUGGUAGUGGGAAGAGUUAGAGGGACGAACAAGGAGAGAGGCGUGGCCGGGAGACUUCCGAGAGAGCGCCGGAAGUACAGUGUCCCACUCAGGCCGACUCGCGUCGCCCUCCUCGCCGUCGGGCUUGUAAGAGUCGGACGCGAAUCGAGACGCCCGAGACCUGAGUCCAAGCCGACUCCACCGUCGUGACCGCCGACAAGUCCUUUUUCUGCGCUUUCUUUGGCUCAGGCUGCGAAGUGAAUCGUGGACGAGCCGAUCUCAUUGUCCAGCCUGGAGAACGGGGUGGUUCAGGCAGCGCGCGUGGGAUUCGAGGGCCAAAAAUAAAAGGCCCCUCCCCAUAUUCAGAACAGUCCUGGGUUCUGAGCCUGCCAUCCAAGAAACUCAGGAGGAGCUGACAGUGCCUGCAUCCCCCACCGCCCUGAGACAAGAACCAGCAUGUCUCAGGCCACCAAGAGGAAGCAUGUGGUGAAGGAGGUGCUGGGGGAGCACAUGGUGCCCUCCGACCAGCAGCAGAUCGUGAGGGUACUCAGGACCCCAGGGAACAAUCUGCAUGAGGUGGAGACAGCCCAGGGGCAGCGCUUCCUAGUGAGCAUGCCCUCCAAAUACCGCAAGAACAUCUGGAUCAAAAGAGGGGACUUUCUCAUUGUUGACCCUAUUGAAGAGGGAGAAAAGGUGAAAGCUGAGAUCUCCUUUGUGCUCUGCAAAGAUCACGUGCGCUCUCUGCAGAAGGAGGGGCUCUGGCCCGAGGCCUUCUCUGAUGUGGCUGAGAAACACAACAGUAACCGAAACAGACAGACUCAGCCAGAACUCGCAGCUGAGCCACAGUCAUCAGGAGAAGAGUCCAGCUCUGAAGAUGAUUCUGACCUAUUUGUUAACACCAACCGCAGACAGUAUCAUGAGAGUGAGGAGGAGAGUGAAGAGGAGGAGGCAGCCUGAGACCCCAGGGCCCACGUCUCCUCUUGCUGAGAGACUAGUCCUUGGCUCCUUUGAGCUCAGACAUUCCCAGGGUGCUCUGCGGAUCUUUCCCCCUGGAUGGGGACAAGGCAGGGCCCUUCUACGAACUGACUUUCUGACAUCGGAGAAUUAAACCCCUGGUGGGUGGUGACUUA